AUGGAAGGCCCGCGAGCCGUGGGACCAUGUCCGGAGGACAGUGAUUUGAGGUAUCAUUCACGUGCUACCCUAAACAGCCCCCAUGUCUGGCGCACCGGCCAACAUGCCCAAGACCCUGCGGUAGCUCAGGAGAGAAGGGUGCUUACCUGGGGUUUCCGAAGCCAAACAUGGUCAGCUCUGAAUUCCCUAUUCGGAAUGUGGGGUGACCAGCAGGACAUGGUCAAGAUGCAAUUUGACAAUGACGAACUCAGGACGGAGCUACGCAAGGCACCGGAAGAGAGGGAUAUUGUCCUCAUUGCUGCGAUGGGCCCGGACUUUCUGAAUCUGGUCAGAGAUUGGUUGAAGGCCAAGGGCUUUGUUGACGGGACCGCAGCUGAUCCUGGAGAGAAGGCUUUCUUUCUCACCCUCACCGCCGAGCCUACAAGUUGCAACAAUCGAGGGCGCACAAUCGGCCUGCUCAAGCGGGGCAAUACGAAACAGCCGCUGUGUGUGCUAGUAUCUAUCCCGGUCUGUAAAGCGGGAUUGAACCUUCAACCCUGCAGCUAUACAAUCAUCGUCGACAUGCCCUGGACCUACGCGGAUCUCACCCAGCUGAUCGGCCAAACCAUUAGGAUGGGGCAAGAACGACUUGCUCGCAUUGCCGUCUUGCUAGUGGAGGGGACCUUUGAGAUGACGGUCUGGACAUUGGUUGAGGCUAAAUGGGAGAUGACCGUGGGGGUUUACUAUGGACUGGAAGUGCUCAAACAAACAUAUAGCAUCUUCAUGAUUGAUGACAAAUGGAUCCUCGGCAUGUUCGACCUGACCAAGCCUGAUGCAGCCCUGACGGAAACAUCCUGA
Filobasidium floriforme is the source of this 837-nucleotide messenger RNA. RefSeq lists its product as uncharacterized. Lineage: Eukaryota; Fungi; Basidiomycota; Tremellomycetes; Filobasidiales; Filobasidiaceae. The record is from RefSeq and is a predicted model, not a curated record. The coding region runs from base 1 to 837 and encodes 278 amino acids. The transcript has 3 exons.